AUGUUUUUUGUUUGGUCAUUGGUUUCAUCGGCGAUUGAGGUGAGAUUUUUGAAUUUUGAAAAUUUGGGUUAAAAUUUGCCACGUGGCAACUGAAAUUUGAAUUUUUUUUGAAACAAAAUUCCACGUGGCAGAAUUUUUUAUUAAUUUUUAAAAAUUUGUAAUGUUUGAAAAAAUUAAAAUUUCGAUUUUUCAGAAAUUGAAAGGCCACGUGGCAACUCAAAUUUGAAUUUUUUCCAUAAUUUUUGUGCGAAAAAUUGAAUUUCAAAUAUUUAAAAAAUUAAAAAUUCAAUUUUUCAGAAAAAUGAAAAACCACGUGGAAACUCAAAUUUGAAUUUUGUUCAGAAUUUUGGCGUGAAAAAUUUAAAUUUAAAAAUUAUAGAUUUUUCAGAAAAUGAAAAGCCACGUGGCAGCUCAAAUUUAAAAUUUUGAAAAUUUCAAAUUCACGCCUGAAAAUUCAAAAAAAAACGUGGCAAUUCAAAUUUUUUCCAGAUUUUUGGGCGGGAAAAAUUAAAUUUCAAAUAUUUUUUUUUAAAUUUAGAUUUUUCAGAAAAUGAAAAGCCACGUGGCAAUUCAAAUUUAAAAUAAUUCAAUUUUUCAGAAAAUUUAAAAAAAAACGUGGCAAUUCAAAUCAUGUGUCCCAUUUCCAGAUUUUUGGACGGGAAAAUUUCAAAUAUUUUUUGAAAAAUGAAAAUCCACGUAGCCGAAAAAAUCACGUGUCCCCCCAAUUCUAGCAUUGCUCAUUUUAGGCCGCCCGAAAACGUCACUUGGCCAAUUUCCUCCGCUCACUUUUACAACAACAACGGGUCACCAAAAACUAUGAGAUGCUCAUUUGGAAAAAUGAUAGGUUUGAAUUUGGCGCGAAAAUCUGAAAUUCAAAAAUUUUUUUCAAAUUUUAUUUUUUUUCAGAGCGAUUAGAGAGAUGAACAAAUUAUACCGACCAAUUAGUGAGCCGAAACUGAAUUCGAAUUUGAUUUUGCAAAACGAUUUAAUCCAAGUUUUCGCCGAGAAAUUUGAGGUUAACAUGAGCAACGCUUCAGAAUUCCAGCCAAAAAUCAAUAAUUUAUUUCAGACACUGCGUGUUAGCGAAUGGCGUUUUUGUCCAACAAUUUGGCCGUGCGAAGAGGAUUCGAUAUAUUUUGUAGUUUAUGAUGAAUUAGAUGUGCCUUUAAGGAAUUGUGGGUCACAAGAAGAUCAAAUUUUGGCGCCGAAUUUAUUCAAGGUUGGUUUUUUGAAGGGGAAAACACUGGAAGAGAACAAAAAUUAG
Molecule: messenger RNA, 1264 nt
Organism: Caenorhabditis angaria
Lineage: Eukaryota; Metazoa; Nematoda; Chromadorea; Rhabditida; Rhabditidae
Source: the annotation of a GenBank genome assembly